GAGAGACACAUCGGGAUCGACAUUCAGAAAAUCUUAUCACUACGCACAUGCGCAUUUCACUUAACAACAGUCAACAGUACGGGGUCGCAGGGAAAAAAAUAGACUGAAAAACAAAUGAUAAUUGUAUGUGAUUAUUUCUAAACAUAGGAUAAUUCAGCUGAAAAGGACCCAACUCAACCAUGUACAGCCGUGGUAAUACCUCAGGUUUAAGUUCUAUCAGCUAUGGCUCAAAUUUAUCUGGGGGCUCACACACACGGAAACCUGGUCAAAAAAAUAAAAGGGUUCAAGUGUGGGCAAGAGUUCGACCAACAGCAGAAUUUGCUUAUGAUAAUUUGGAGUUACUGCCAGAUGGAAAGAGCAUUAAUGUUCAUCAAAGAAAAGAUACAAGGAGAGGUGUUGUAAAUAAUCAGAUUCUUGACUGGUCAUUCAAGCUAGAUGGAAUAUUUAACAAUGCAGCACAAGAUCAAGUGUUUGAGACUGUUGGUGCUGAUAUUGUCACUUCAGCUUUAGAUGGUUACAAUGGAACAUUGAUGGCUUAUGGACAAACAGGAGCAGGGAAAACCUUUACAAUAACAGGUGCUACAGAGAGCUACAAGGAAAGGGGGCUUGUUCCAAGGGCAUUGUCUCAGCUGUUCAAGGAAAUAGAAGAAAGACCAGAAUUUGCAAUAACUGUCAGGGUUUCCUACCUGGAGAUCUACAAUGAGACCAUGUCUGAUUUGCUGUCCACUAUGCCAGAGACAUGGAAGAACAAGGAAGAGGGUCAGGAUCAGGCUAUGGUUGUUGUAGAAAACCAGGAUGGCGUGUAUGUGAAGGGUCUGUCCUGUCAUCUAGCUCAAUCUGAAGAGGAAGCACUUAAUCUCUUGUUUGAGGGAGAAACAAAUCGUGCAAUUGCUGCCCACUCACUCAACAAACAGUCCUCUAGAUCUCAUUGUAUAUUCACAGUCUAUUUGGAGACAAGAUCUAGAGUACAGUCAAAUGCUAGGUAUACCAUUUCUAAACUAAACUUUGUGGACCUAGCAGGAUCAGAGCGUCUAGGAAAAACUAAGUCAGAAGGGAAGACACAGCAAGAAGCUAUGUAUAUCAACAAGUCAUUGACGUUUUUGGAACAAGUGAUUGUAGCUCUAGCAGACAGGAGGAGGGAACACAUUCCAUUCAGACAGUCCAAACUGACACAUUGUUUGAAGGACUCCAUUGGGGGAAACUGUAACACUCUCCUUGUCGCAAACGUCUGGGGAGAGGAAGCUCAGUUAGAAGAAACAGUGUCUACUCUACGGUUUGCCACCAGAAUGAUGUGUGUAGCCAGCGAACCAGCUGUGAAUGAACUUUAUGACCCUGUAGUUUUAGUCAAAAAACUAGAGAGAGAAAUUCAACAUCUAAAGAAUGAACUUGCUAUGCAUGACACAUUGACAAAUCGAAGCAUGGUAUCAUAUGACCCCCUGUCAGAACAGAAAAGAUAUGAAAUUCGGCAGCAAGUUCGAAAAUUCUUGGAAGGAUCUAUAAAUGAAAUUGAUAUUGUGAAUGUCAGGCAGAUUCAUGGGACAUUUGAGGCUUUUAAGGAAGUCUGCAUGCAAAUGGAAGCUGAUGUUGAACAAAAGCUGAGAGAGAAGUAUACCCUGAUAGACAAGACUGACCCAGCUGCCAUUGCAGCAGCACAACAGAGUGAAUAUGAGGCAGGAGUAAACAUCACAGAUGAGGGAGUUCUGGUGGGAGACACAGAUGGUCAAGGAUUUGGGGUGGGCGUCGCCCCCAAAUCUGCCAAGGCUGACCCCUCAGCUGUUGUUCAAAUAAAGAAAAAGGAGAAGGAAAAGGAAACUAAAAGAGGAAAAGGAGGAAGAGAUGCUAAAAGUCCUGUGGGUGGUAAGAGUGUUAGCAGCCCCUCACACAGUGCUAAGGGAGAGAGAGAGGUCAAGUCACCCCACCCCUCUAUAGACAAGGACCGACCAGAUCACGAGGAUGCUCCUACCCCAGUCAGCUCGACUGGUCCCUCACGGGCUGAUAGACUCACUCGACCCAGCACUCCCCCAAGUCGAACAGCCAAAUUUGAGGAGUUUAAGCAGGAGAAAGGGGUAGAAAUCAACAGAAUCCUAGUUGAAAACAAAGAGAUUUUGGCAUCAAAGAAAAAGGCCUAUGCAGAUUUAGCCAAACAAAUAAACACAUCAAAGAUCGAUAUUGAUGCAUCCAGAGAUAAACUAGAGCGCCUAAAGGAGGAAAGAGAAGCAAAUGGUCCUCAGUACAAUGAAGAUGGAGAUGUCAUCAUCAGUGAGGAAGAGUUCCUGGAGAUCAAGAGAUUAAAAGAUCUCAAACAGCAUUACAGAAGCGGUUAUGAUGAGCUGAAGAAUUUGAAGGCAGAAGUUCAGUAUUGUCAAAAGCUGGUGGACCAGUGUCGACAGAGGCUCAUUAAUGAGUUUGAUAACUGGUAUGCUGAGAGUUUCCUGAACCAGACAGAUGACAUUUCUAGCUCAGCCGCUGGUCAUGGAAUGAGACCUGGGGUGAUCCUCCCAUUCAAUCCAAACCAAGUGCCGGAGGAUGAACAGGAGAAGUUUGAUCGGUUACAGAUGGAGCUCCUGAUGAACAACCCUGACUCAGCAGCUUACUACAAUGCACAGAUGAGAACACAGAGAAGGAAAACAUAUGAAACUGCCAUGUCACAACCUCAGCCGUCUCUGCGACAGUCGCCAGGGAUUCCGAAAAUGACAGUCAGAAACAAACCCCCAAACAUGUUACAAGUCUCUCAAUAGACAGUAUUGAUAUUCAGUUCUUUCUCUUUGGGAAUGGAGUACUUAAAUAAUUGUUCUUUCAUUGACCAUGAAGUGGUUAUUAUUAUUUACUUUAUAUUUUGUUAUCACACCUUUUAGUACUUAAUUUAUUUACAAACUAUAUGUACAUGAAUUCAGAGCUAUGUUGGACUCUUAGGAUUUGAAGUUCUUAUCUUUAUACUUCUAUGAAUCCAUGUUUUAUUCAAAUGUUAUUUUGUGUAUCAUAUGUAUAUAUUUUGUACAUGUUCAUCAUUGAACACAGAUUUAGAGGCUGGCGAUAUAUUGCAUCAUGUGAUGAAUGACUCUUGAAGUUUUGUUGAAGUUUGAACUUAUUCAGUCUCUGUGAUAAGUAUUUUUCGUGUGACCAGCUAGGAUUCCGUCCCUUUUGUUGUUUUAAUUUUAUCUUUGAAAAUAUGAAAUGUCUUCAAUAAAACAUCACAAUUUACA
Molecule: messenger RNA, 3203 nt
Organism: Magallana angulata
Lineage: Eukaryota; Metazoa; Mollusca; Bivalvia; Ostreida; Ostreidae
Product: kinesin-like protein KIF9
Exons: 20
Coding region: 180-2738 (852 amino acids)
Biological process (GO): microtubule-based movement
Molecular function (GO): microtubule binding; ATP binding; microtubule motor activity
Source: RefSeq, a predicted model, not a curated record